Messenger RNA from Scleropages formosus (Asian bonytongue), 1834 nucleotides. RefSeq names its product zinc finger protein 511 (gene znf511). Lineage: Eukaryota; Metazoa; Chordata; Actinopteri; Osteoglossiformes; Osteoglossidae. The transcript has 7 exons. The record is from RefSeq and is a predicted model, not a curated record. The coding region runs from base 157 to 1020 and encodes 287 amino acids.
CGGGCUUUAGGACCUUGCGGAAAUGUAGCUCGUAUACAGUAGUUACGCCAAUGGAUACAGAAGCGGAAGGAAGUGAGGAAAACAAACUGUAAGGCGCUGAAACGCUGGCAGAGCACUGGUAAUUUCAGAUGUUCUGAAGAACUCUUGUGGGUUAGUAUGUGGCAUUCGGAGUUGGGACAAUUUUUAACAAGCAGUAAUUCGGAAGAAACGCGUCUUGAGGCAAUUCCAGUGUUGAACGUGCAGCCCAAGGAGUUUAGUUCACAAAGGCGGCGGAGUGACACUGAGAGACGUGAAGAAGAUCCCGAAUCGCCGUUCAGUUUCGCUCCGCAGAGAAUGAGAAUAAAUACUGACCACGACUUCUUUGAAGACGGGGACAUCCACAGACAUUUAUAUUUACAGGAUGUUGCCACCAGUGUGGCGGUCGCUUCUCAGGUUCCCACGGUGUCCGAGUUCAGGUGCCACAUCUCCGGCUGUCACCAGCUCUUCAACACACUCGAAAGCUACGAGCAACACUACAGCUCCGUUCACAGGCACGUGUGUUCCAGCUGCAGACGUCACUUCCCGUCGAACCACCUGCUGGACAUCCACAUUCUGGAGUGGCACGACUCCUUGUUCCAGAUCAUGGCAGAGAAGCAAAACAUGUAUCAGUGCUUGGUUGAAGGGUGCAGUUCAAAAUUUAAGACAAACAAGGAAAGGAAAGAUCACCUUAUUAAAGCGCACCGCUAUCCUCCAGACUUCAGAUUUGACAGAUCAAAGAAGACAAAAAGCAGGCUUCCACGGAAGGUAGAGCAGCAGCAGCAGAGCGAUGUGAGCAUGGAUGUGGGCUGUGAUGCUGGCAUGGACUGCAGGGAGCCUGUUGCUCGGGAGUCAAUGGAGCCCAGCCAGUCCCAAAACCCAAAUAAUUUGGAGGUCGUCAUGUUGGAACACAAGCCAAAAUCGAACUACUCCUCCAAGGUACCCACGACAGUCUGCUUUGGGGCAGGCUCGGUCCGUGGAUUCCGAGGAAGGAGAAAAAAGUGAGAUAUGAAAUGCAAAUCUCAGAGGUCUGUGUUUGUAGUGAGUUGAAAUAAUGUUGUAACAUAUAACAUUUCCAACAAUGGAAAAAAAAACAUAUAAAAACAUUUCAGUGGGAAAAUGAAGACAUCCAAAUUUCCCAGUUUCCCCCUAAAGUAGCAAUAUAAUGAUUCGGAAGUCAUUUUUUUAUUUAAUUAAAAUUAAAGUUAACCUGAAGUAGGUUUGUGUUCAUUUUAUGUUGGUGAAAUGUUUUCCUGAAUCAAUUCGAGGUUUAUGCCUGUAGUUAGUAAUGUGCCCAGAUGGUGGCGCACAUGCAUUCUGUACAUGACUUUGGCCAGGCCCAUACUCAGAUACUGGACAUUUUAUGCCGUAAUUAUUUAGAUAGUUGAAUAUUCUUUCCUGUGAACCGUGUAAUGGCUGAGCUCCAUCUGUAAUUUAAAUCUUAGAUGACACCUCGAGUUUCUUUCCUGCUUCUCCUCCAGGAGGAUGCUUUCAGCGAAACACUUCAGUAGGCCAAAGCACUUGGGACUAGUGCAACAUACUGUUAUAACUUUGUGAAGCACUAUCUCAUCUAAACAGAAAUAAUUGACUCAUUUGAAAGUGGAGGUGACCGUGCUAAAGUAACCAUUAUUAAAUUGAGACUAUUGAUUUUAAUGCCUAGUUUAAUUAUUCCUUUAAGGCACUGCCCUUUUUCCAUUGUCAGCAGUAGUAAUUUAAUUAAAGUCCCUUGCUGUACAAAAUUGUAAAAACACAAGUAUUUACAAACCACAAUAUUAAAAAAAAAUGUAUACAUGCAUGCAAAUAUUAUGCAGAAACAAAU